This is a messenger RNA of Arvicola amphibius (Eurasian water vole), 1740 nucleotides long. It is a transcript of the gene Acsm4, whose product is annotated as acyl-CoA synthetase medium chain family member 4. The transcript is spliced from 13 exons. The record is from RefSeq and is a predicted model, not a curated record. Gene Ontology annotation, biological process: acyl-CoA metabolic process; fatty acid biosynthetic process. The coding region runs from base 1 to 1740 and encodes 579 amino acids. Gene Ontology annotation, molecular function: fatty acid ligase activity; fatty-acyl-CoA synthase activity. Gene Ontology annotation, cellular component: mitochondrial matrix. NCBI's taxonomy places the organism in Eukaryota, Metazoa, Chordata, Mammalia, Rodentia, Cricetidae.
AUGAAGGUUCUCCACUACCAGAGAUUUAGAUUCAUCUGGCUCACCAAGUCAGCUGGCCGGCACUUUCACAGAGACCCCCAACUCCGGACGCCUCUGACACUAGCUGACUUUGAAGCCAUAAAUCGCCUUGAGAAGCCAUUACCCAAGAACUUUAACUUUGCUGCGGAUGUGCUGGACCAGUGGUCCCAAAAGGAGAAGUCUGGAGAGAGGCCAGCCAACCCCGCCCUGUGGUGGGUGAAUGGCAAAGGAGAGGAAGUGAAAUGGAGCUUCCGAGACCUGGGCUCCCUGUCCAGGAAGGCUGCUAACGUGCUCACCAAGCCCUGCGGCCUGCAAAGAGGAGACCGGGUGGCUGUGAUUUUGCCCCGAAUCCCCGAAUGGUGGCUCAUCAAUGUGGCUUGCAUGAGAACAGGGCUUGUCUUCAUGCCAGGAACCAUCCAACUGACCAGGAAAGACAUCCUUUACCGGCUGCAAGCAUCCAAGGCCAAGUGCAUAGUAGCCAGUGAGGAAGUGGCCCCCGCGGUGGACUCUAUUGUGUCAGAGUGUCCCAACCUGAAGACUAAACUCCUGGUGUCUCCGCACUGCUGGGACGGGUGGCUCAGCUUUCAGGAGUUACUUCAAUCGGCUUCUGAAGAGCACAACUGCGUGGAGACAGGAAGUCAAGAACCGAUGGCCAUUUACUUCACCAGUGGGACCACAGGUUCCCCCAAGAUGGCUCAGCACUCACAGAGCAGUCUUGGCAUCGGGUAUGCCCUUUGUGGAAGGUAUUGGUUGGACUUGACGCCCUCAGAUAUCAUGUGGAACAUGUCAGACACUGGCUGGAUCAAGGCUGCCAUUGGUAGUGUGUUUUCUACGUGGCUUCGGGGUGCCUGUGUUUUUGUGCACCGGAUGGCCCAGUUCAACACUGAUACCUUCCUGGAUACGCUUACCACGUAUCCCAUCACGACCCUGUGCAGUGCUCCUACUGUGUACCGGAUGCUCGUACAAAAGGACCUUAAGAGAUACCAGUUCAAGAGCCUGCGGCACUGCUUGACAGGAGGGGAGCCACUCAACCCAGAGGUGCUGGAGCAGUGGAAGGCGCAGACCGGGCUGGAGCUCUACGAAGGCUAUGGGCAGACUGAAGUGGGAAUAAUUUGUGCCAAUCUCAAAGGACAAGAAAUUAAACCGGGCUCCAUGGGAAAAGGAGUGGCGCCCUACGAUGUGCAGAUUAUAGAUGAAAAUGGAAAUAUCCUACCACCUGGCAAAGAAGGGGAAAUUGCCCUCAGGCUGGAGAAUACUCGGCCCUUCUGCUUCUUCUCUGAAUAUGUGGACAAUCCAGAAAAGACGGAUGCCACAAUCAGAAGAAAUUUUUAUGUCACUGGAGACAGAGGAGUAAUGGACAACGACGGGUAUUUCUGGUUUGUCGGCAGAGCUGAUGAUGUCAUUAUAUCCUCUGGGUACCGGAUUGGACCGUUUGAAGUGGAGAGCGCACUGAUAGAGCACCCAGCAGUAGUUGAGUCGGCUGUUGUCAGCAGUCCGGAUCCCGUCCGAGGAGAGGUGGUGAAAGCGUUUGUAGUAUUAGCUGCACCCUUCAAGUCCUCCAACCAUGAGAAGUUAACUGCUGAGCUUCAGGAUCAUGUGAAAAAUUCAACAGCACCUUACAAGUACCCAAGAAAGGUGGAAUUUGUUCAAGAACUCCCGAAGACAAUCACUGGGAAAAUCAAACGCAAUGUGCUAAGAGACCAGGAGUGGGGCCGAGCGUAG